This is a messenger RNA of Varroa destructor (honeybee mite), 4843 nucleotides long. RefSeq lists its product as uncharacterized. The record is from RefSeq and is a predicted model, not a curated record. NCBI's taxonomy places the organism in Eukaryota, Metazoa, Arthropoda, Arachnida, Mesostigmata, Varroidae.
GAGCCGAUAAAUAAUAACGCGUAGAGAUGUUACGUGACGUAUAAAUUAUUACAGACGUACUGUUAAAUACUUCCACAAAGAAAAGGGUCCACAACUAUACGGAAAAGCCUGUCUCAGCCGAGGCAAUACUGAGAGCCAAACGGUCGCCGUGGAGAUCAGAGUAAGCAAUAGGCAUGCAGGUGUGCACACUACGUUAACGGAAAGGAACAAAGCACCAAUUGCUUAACGUCGCUUUCAGAGUUUCUCUGUUUCCAUAAACGCUGACGCUAUUCGCAUGGGAAUUCUUUACAGAAGUUUCCAUCCGCCGCCUCCACCAUUAUCAUGAUCACAAUUACCCCCGCCUACCCCUAUUAUCGGCUCAUAAGAAUUGCCAUGGUGCGCGUUGUUGGCGGAUAAAUACGCAGUGCAUACAUUAUGGAUACCGGUGGUGAUCAAGAAUCUACGUGUCUUUAAACAUCACAAAUGGACCCGUCGAAGCAGAACGGUGUCUUUACAGCAUAGGACUGUGUUAUUGUGAAGCGUUUAAAGGUUGCUCGAAACGAAAUGCUGCUCCGACUGCCGUAUGGACAUUUCUGAAAAUGCCAACCGUAUGAAAUGUGUGUGCACGGCCAAUUUAUAACCGCCGGUUUCUUGAUGAUCAGAAACGACGACCUCAGAGAUGAUAGGAAAAGGUCAUGCUGUCUAGGCAUUUUGUACCUACUUCUUCCUAGACGCUGUGCAGCGUUCCAGAAAAAAUUGACUGUUCGAACGAUUGUGCUAAUGUCAGUAUGCCGAGCUCUGAUUGAAAGUACUAGAGCUGGUAAUAAGUAGAAAAUGACCGGAAUCGUACCCAUAUAAGGACUGUUAUUUGUUUUGAUUAAAACUUGUUACGAAUUGAUAGGUGAACACUUCAAUCGUUCAUUGGGAAGCAAUUUGGUCAUCGUUGUCACAAACUGAAGGGCUCUGUUAGAUACGUCGAUUUACAAUUGCCUACAUUAGAUGGAUUCGUACGGUCUUGUAGAUAUGUGCGUAUCGUUAUGACGAGCGUGGUUGAUAAAAAAGGAAGAAGAGUACCAAUUCAGUAUAUCAUAAUUAGCAUUGCAUCAUUCUAAUAUAUUGUCCGUCCAGGGCGAUAGUUGUGGCCUUAUAAAAGUUACCUAUUAGUGUCUACCGACCUCAGAUGGUGAUUCUGCAUGUUUGAUAGCUAUAGGCGGUCCAUGUUCGAUUUAGAGGUGUAUAUUGUUACCGAACACAAAUUGCAUAUCGUAAACUAUAGUUUAAGUAUAACUUUGUUCUGUUAUUGUUGAUCCACAACCUCACUUAUAUAUAAGAUACUAACGCAGAAUAUCCAUUCCAAAAGCAAGCUGAGUGUCCUCGCUCGCGUCAUAAGUAUUGCUUUUUCUAUGCAUGACACUAGGGCAGCAGUCAAAAAGAUCUGUUCACCAAACAUUUACUUUUAGUGUUCGAGAUUGACGAUCAGCUACCAAUAUUAACAUCUAUUAUCUGCUAUAUAUACAUUUUUGCAUGGAAUAUACUGUAUGGUUAGCCGGAUGACGUAAAUAAAAUUUAACGGAAACUUCACUAGGGCUUGAGCUCAUUUUGCAGCGCAGCUGGAUUACCUCUUUGAACUUUGACACUGCACCUGAUGACCAAACGAGAAGUGUCAAUAUAAAAUAAUGUACAACAAUAGCCGCUAUUAUUAUUAUAAUCUGAAGACCUACGCAGCAUCGAAAAGACAGUUCACCGUUUGAUACACAUAAUAAAAUGCUUAUAUUUAUAAACCUUCUGUGCGCCGAAAUUUGAAGUCACCGUUGUAGGUACGAUAAAAAAAAAUUAGAGACUUCUUACGAGCACGUUCUUACUGCUUUUGCAGUGGCGGUUAGGUUCCUCAGGAAACAUUCUGACCGCUCAAAACCUCCUCCGUUUUUCUUACAUGUUGCAUUAAUUAACUAUGUCAUGAUCAUAAAUAACAUUAAGGGAGGUGGUGCUGCAAUGGAUUUGUUUUCGUCAAAAAAUUACUGGACAACCCAACACGUGCCGGCUGUUAUUAGCCCCGCUAGCUCUAUCUGAACGUAACGUUACUUCGGUCCUGGUUAACGAAUUUCAUUUGUUUUCUCAUUUCCAGUUCGAGAUCGCUCCAAACUAUCAUGCUAUCUCAACGCUUUAAGGCACUUCUGGUGCUUUUCAAUAUUUCGGCCGUAUCUAUUUUGUUUCAUAUUAGUAGUAUUGUUGAUCUACCGGAAGAAACGCUUGUUUUGUUUGCCGUUGGUAACAGUUCCGCUAAAGCAAAUAAUAAAAUCACCUUCGUAGCACGGCCAACGGAGAUCGGCGUCAAGAGUUACUUUGAACGUGAAAAUGUCAGACGCCGCAAAUUGCAUCGAGUCAUUGAUCAACCUAUAGAACCUUUUAGUUUAAACACUUCGAAAUGCUUCGUGCCCACAUUCGACCCAUUUGAUUCCGCCGUGGCAAACUAUUUCGAAAAACCGAUAACUGAGUGCCCUGAAGAUGCGGUGCCAUUGCUAUUUACGACGCAGAUAGUCCACAAUCAAACUUGUCCCGUUCUGAACGACGACAUGGUGGUUAAACAGUCGCCGAAACUCGACAUUAGCUCAUUACAGUGCUCGUACCGGGAGCCUAUUCGCGAUGAGCAUUCCGCUAGACCCGACGUGUCGUUCGAUAUGUCGAUGCCGAAACCAUAUCGUCUGGGGUCGUGCACGCCAGAAGAAUAUAUCUGGAUCUCGUGUAGGGAUACCCAGCACGAUCGAACGUACGAGCAACCGCUGCUGCUUCCAAAAGCUCGUCCUGAUCGCGUGCGUUCGGGCGACAAUCAGGUAUUUAAUGUUUUGGUACUUGGCAUAGACGCGUUGUCUCGACUCAAUUUUCUACGGCAAAUGAGGAAAACGCGCCACUGGCUAGAGAAUCGUGUUGGUGUUGUGGAGAUGUUCGGCUAUAAUAAAAUUGGCGAAAAUUCUGCACCGAAUCAGAUUCCGAUGAUAACCGGUGUAAGCUACAUUCCCGGGCUCAUGGACCGUGCGAUCGGAAACUACUUUGACAAUCUGACCGAAUAUAUCUGGGACUACUAUAAGAAACAGGGGUUCAGCACGAUGUUCUUUGAAGAACAGUGGCAAACGGGCCUCUUUAUUCAUCCCUCAAUGCAGGGCUUUCGUAAAGUACCCACAGACUAUUAUCCACGGGCGUUGAUGCAGCACAUCGAUAGGAGCGAUCUAAAAGAACAGAAAGGGAAAAAGCUUUGCAUCGGUGAUCAGUUUGCCGAAAGAAUCUACCUGCAGUAUCUCAUUGACUCCCUUCACAUAGCGAAACGUAGUAAUCCCUUAUUUGCGUAUGCCUGGUUUUCAGAACUUUCACAUGAUCACCUUAAUGGCGCCCGUCGAGCAGAUAACGAUUUUUUUCAGUUUUUCGAACGUCUUGAACAAACAGGUCUUCUGAAUAAUACUGUUAUUUUGUUCCUCUCUGACCACGGUUCACGCCUCGAAAUGUGGCGAGGUACCACGGUCGGCCGGUACGAAGACAUGAUGCCUUAUUUCUAUACUAUACUACCGCCAAAGCUAAUAGAACUGAGGCCUGAUAUAAUCGACAACCUGGUAGUAAACUCACGCCGCUUGAUUACCGUGUAUGAUAUACACGCCACUCUGCGGGAGCUGGCCACAUCGUGGGCCAUGAACGGCGAUACGGAGCAAGGCCACGGUUUGAGCCUUAUAUCGCGAGAGAUUCCUGAGAGCCGAAGUUGCCUUGAUGCAGGCAUUAAUCUUCAGUUUUGUUCAUGCUUGCGGGCAGUGCGGAUGGCCACUUUUGGACCAGUGGCCAAGAAAUUUGCAGACUUUGUUAUUCGCACUGCAAACAAGGAGCUGGUCAAAAAUAACGUAACGAACCUUUGCCGUACCUGGACAUUCCAGCGAAUUUAUGAUGUCUUCGAACUAGAGGACCCCGAUAAGCAGUUUCAAAUUUACAAGAUCCUCUUAUACGCACACCCAAAGACGGCGACGUUUGAAGCUUCAGCAAAGUACAAAGAUGGCAAGUUUGAGCUGCUCUCAAGAAUUGAACGCCUAGAUUGGUACAGCUCGAACGCUAAUUGUGUUAAGGGCAAAGAUUACGCUAAAUACUGUUACUGUAAAAACUAUAGCUAAUUUGCACUAGGGGGUACCGGUUACAAAUGACGUAUAUACAGCCAAUAGCUGGCUGUUAAAGGGUAAAAGCAGUCGUUCAAAGAUUGCUCUGAUACUUAAAAAACGUACUUUUAUAUCAUAUUGACUUGAAAAAUCAUCAAAUUUCGUCAUGAUGAUUAACAUGUAAAGACCAUUGUGGAAUAGCUAGCUGGUCGCCGUAGCUGCGAACAAAGACGCUGCAAAUCCUUCACAGCCGUCGUAGAGACGGGUGGAGAUCUGAGUUUCAGCUAGAAUUACGUCGCUGAUUUUUACCUACUACACGAUGAAUUUUCUUUAUAUGGCUCGUUUUUCCACAGCAAAGAUACUUUGCACAGGGCAGUGGCGCGUGCGCUAGCGCUAAGAAGAUUCAGUGCUAUAAAAAGACCACCAGCGGUGGCUUUCAUUAAAAUGUCAAAUAAUGUAUAAACUAGUUAGAAAAAAUGCACACUCUAUAUACUUUUAUGUGUAACGAAUUCGUAGCUCAUAAACCUAACCCGGGGGUUUUUAGCUGCUGAAUUAGCUUGUUAUAACCUUAGCAAAGGAUAAUUGUUUUCAAGAUACCAGCUUUAUAGCGGUUUUCGUUUGUUUCUACAUUAUGCUUUAUAACUGCGAUUCAAGUUAUAGGAUUAAUUAGUUAUUUGUUACGUAAGGGCAAACACUUGGUGUACUUCGAAGAGUAUGUAUCUAUACAUAAAAACCGA